Chironomus riparius is the source of this 4115-nucleotide messenger RNA. Lineage: Eukaryota; Metazoa; Arthropoda; Insecta; Diptera; Chironomidae. The record is from the annotation of a GenBank genome assembly.
UUUAAUUGUAAUAAAUUACAUAAAAAUUGUGUCUGAUUAGAUUUAAAAUCAAUUCAAAUUAGUUCCAAUUAUGCAAAAUAGACAGCACAUUAACAUUGUGAAGAACAUGCUUUAAAAUAGAACCACAAUGUCAGUUUAAAGAUUAAAAAUACAAAAAAUAAACAAAGAAUGGAGAGAAAAAUUGAAAUUGGCUUUUUAUUGGACGACAUUCAGUUCUCUCAACAGCUUGAUGCUGCUCUCAUUAAUCAGCCAACAUUUGAAAUCUUAAUAAUUAUCAACAUCCUCACAGCAUCUAAAGCUCUUCAGCUAGUUUCUCAAAAAUGGUUUCAAUCAUUAAUAUCCAACCAGGAACACUUGGUUGCCAUCAUAUUAAGCAUCAAUGAAGCUUUUAACGAUGAUCUUCCUGCCAAUUUGGAUUUAAUCUUCAAACCCUCAAUUUUGAUAGCAUUUCAGUCGACAAUUGGUGAGCGUGGAAGUAAAACUUAUUGGAAAACUGCUGGACGUGAUAAAUUUUAUACACUUGGCAUUAAUGAUGAUCCAACUGAUGAUGUUACUUCCUUUUGUCAUGAGUUUCUGGUUGAUGAGAUCAAAAGUAAUAGAAGUGGAAUCCUCGAAAACUUCCAACUCAAAGAUAAAAUUCGUCUGCAAGAAAUCGGGGAUAGCAACGGAAGGAACCUCUUAGCCUUAGCAACAUCCAAAACACAACAAAAUGUCGUCAAAAAUCUUCUCAACCACGACUUUGAUUCUGAUGAUGUGAUUGAUGUAGCUUGGGAUUUGUUCUUAGGAAUUGAGGAUGACAAUGAAAAGAAGCAGGAAGCCAAUGAAAUAAUUUUAAGCCUUCUUAGUGCCAAUUCAAAAUUCCCAGAUGAUUUUGAGUACGAAAAAGCAUCAAAGGAAGUCAAAGAAUUUGUCGAUAAAUGCGAAAGCCUUCAUGAAGAUGUAGAUGAAGAUAACUUUGAUGCUCUCAAGUUGAAGCUUGAAUCUGACCCAAAUUUAAUACAUUUUUACAGCCGUGACAGUGAAUCACUGCUAGCUUACUCCUUAAGAAUGAGGAAAUUCAAGAUCUUCGAUCUUCUCGACAAAGGAAUCACAGUUGGAAGUCACGAAGAUCUUGAUGAAGUCUACGAGAACAUGUACGUCCUGGAAUGCCUUAAAUUACAAGAACAACACAAAAUAAAUGCAAAAGAAUUUCCAGAAACUCACAUUUUCAUCCUCAGAUCAAAGUCAAGGAUUGGCAACAACGACAAACUUAGUCACAAAAACUGGAAGUUCAUCGACGAAGCUUUCGAGAUGCUCAACAAAAAUGGCUUUAUCAGAAAGAUCCUCAAAGUUGCUGCUGAAUUUAAGAAGCUUAAAAUUUAUUUUGACUUCAAGCACGACUCAACUUACUAUUUAGAUCCAGCAACAUCAAUCUACUCGAAAGGAAUCAUCUACGAAGGUGGUUCAAUCUUCAUUGGCGCCAAACAUUUGAUAGACGAUGAGAGGAAGUUCGCUGUGUUUGGUGUGCUGGCUCAUGAGCUUUGUCAUCUUGCUGUCUUUAUGGCAUUCAUGAAUCGCAACUUUGAUCCAUUUCCAGUUGGUGAGAGUGUCAUUGGAACUAGAUUUAAGGAACAAGUCAUGGUUCAAUGUAAGGAACGUGAGGAAGCAGAAGAAAUUGUCGCAAAUGUGUUCAGUAGUUAUGCUAAGGAUGUUCAGGACUCUGAGAUGAUUGUGACUGUGCCUCAAAUGUUGAUGCAUUAUGUCAAUGACAGUGCAAAGAUUGAGGAACUGGAAGGAACUUUUGAGGAUUUAUUUAAAUAUUGUCGAGAAGUUGUUGAUCCAGAGCUGGACAAAGCACUGCCAGUGCUGAAACAACUUGGAGAUGAUGAAAAAGUGAUUAAAUUUGCAGACCUUACGGUUCCAAUGAAGGCAAAGGUUCUGCAUUCAAAGUUGAAUUUUCAAGGAUCUGAGACAACCUUCAAUGACUUAAUUGGAGAUGAUCAGGAUGUCUUCAAUCUCUUGUCAUCUGGAAACAUUCGAAGACUGCUGAUCAAAAAUGGUAAGCUUGAGUACAGUUCCAUUUGUGAAUUGAACCUUAAAUACGGAAUGAUUGAAAGGAAGUUCAUCGAAAGUAAUGUGGACGAAAGACUUAAAUUAAUGGAUCUGAAUGCUUAUGUUGAGGAAGCUAAGAAAUACACAAAAGGUUUAGAAGCAGCUGAAGUGUUUUUACUAGCUGACUAUGCAGGAACUGGAAAGACAACAAGUUUUAAAGAUUCAGCAAUAAAAUUGAAAGAAUUGAACAAGAACUUUUGGAUUUCGUACAUCAAUUUAAGGAGUCACGGAUCGACUUUUGAGAAGUUCAAGGAUAAAGCUAAGGAACUAAAGUUUGAUGACAUUUGUGAGAUUUUACUUGAAAUUGUGGAUCAAGAGUCGGAAGUUGAAGAGGAAAUCUUUACAAAAUUAUUUUCGACAGGCAAGACAAUGCUCCUGUUUGAUGGAUUCGAUGAAGUAAGCCCAAGAUACACAGAAAUUAUCUUAAAGAUCCUCGAACUGCUAACAACAAAUGAAGUCAAAAAUCACGUCUGGAUCUCAACACGUCCACAUUAUUCUAAUAAAUUAGUUGACCUCCUGAAAGUUCCCGUCCACAAAUUCGUUGGAACGACUCAUUUUGAGAGAGUUGACAUGAUUAAUAGAAUUUUAGAUGCUCAUAAAGUCACUGAACAGCUGAGAAUCUUACAGAAUGUCAAUAUGUAUAUUUAUGGAUUCUUCACAACCGACAGAAAUACUUACAACACCCUGAUUGACAAUCCAUUGAUGAUUCAAAUGAUAACGGAACUGUUCAUUGACAAUUCAAUCCAAAUUGAUGACAUUAACAUUUGUAGGCUGUACCUUAAAAUGAUUGAUAAGCAAAAGGAGAAAGUUGGGAUAAAAAUUCCGAAUUCUGAACGAGAUCCGACGGGGAAGUUGUCAGUUUGGGAUGUCCAUAGAGUGUUAGCAAUCAUUCUUGUAUUUGGCGAUGAUUUUGAGGACCAACUUGGAUUUAAGAUUGAGGAACUGGGAAUAAUGAAGAAGUGGAAGAAAGAGAAGAAGAACUGGACUUCCGACAUGAUUCAACGUUAUGGAUUUGUGAUUGUGGACUUGAAUGCUGUUGAUUUGAGGAACUCAAUUGAUUUUGUCCAUAGAACUUAUGCUGAAUUCUUUAUUGCUCAAUUUUUGAUGGAUUUUGUGUUUGAUGACAACGAGGAAGUCAGCGAAGUGGAAGUGAAGAGGAAAUUUUCAAUUCUAGACUUAAUAAUGAUUGAAAAUGCUGCUUUUAAAGUUAUUUUUGAUUUUAUGUUGAAGUACUUUGAAGUAUAUCCUGAAAAUAAGCUGUUUGAUGAUACAGUCCACGACAUGAUUUUACUGGAAAUUGACAAAAUUCAUGCUGCAAAUUCAGAAGAUUUAUUCACAAAAUUCUCAAAUUAUGCAAAAUUCAUAAAACACAACCAAGAACUAACCUCAAAAUUGUGGCUUUUAAAUCAGUCGAAGAACAUUUUUCAAAAAUUAAUUCAAAAAAAUUACAAAAAUUAUUCAAAAAUGACAAAAACUGCAGAAUUUUGUUUCGAAUCAAAUUGGCAUCAAAAGUUCAGUAAAAAUGACACUAAGCUAGUCGCAGAUGAAGCUUUAAAUGCAAUUGAUGGAAUGUCUUACAACGAAUUUGUCUUAAAUUCUGAUAAAAAUUCACUAAAAUUCUACGAUUUGGUUAUGAAAACUUUUGAAGAAGAAGAAAAAGAAAUGUUUUUGGAGAAUUUUGAUAUUAAUGAAGUUUGGGCAGUUGGAGCUCAAAUUGAGAUUAUUUUUAAAAUUAAUGAAAGUUCUCAAAUUAUGCAAAAGUAUUUAAAUGACUUGAAUUAUUCUCAAAUUUCUGUAGACAAUUUUAAUCGUCUUUUAUGUCAAAUUGAGAAUAUUUUGAAUAAUGAUCAAAACUUGAUAAGAAACUUUUUAUUUAAAAAUGAAGAAUUGACAAUUUUUAAAGAUUUUGCAUCAGAAAAUCAAGAAAUAAUCACAGUUUUGAACAGAUUUGUGGCAAAAUACGGAGAAAAUGAAUCCGAUGGGGUAUGUCCAGCCAAAAAAAUGAAAUUUAACUGAAAUUAAAA